AUGACCGUUUCUGAAGGAACCAAUGAAGGUCUGUUUCGAUGGAUCGCAUCUUGCAUUGUCCUGGCCAAUAUACUCAAUCUCCGCGAAUCCGCGGACAUUGACGAAUCAUGGUUGGUAAAUGUAAACGUGGACCUCGAGGGAGAUCACCCCGAUGAUAUACGUGCGCAUUUAGAUCGAAACCGCGCUCGAGCGCGCCCUCGAAUGUGCCGUACUGACCUUUUCAGCAAAUACCGUGAGGAUAUGGAGACUUUUGAUACAAAGGUUGGGAAUCGAGCUGACCACUGAGCGCAUGGGAAAUGAACACACCAAAUGCAGUAUUUACACUUAUAUUUCAAUCCUCUAUCGUCAAUUUACCUAUUUACAGCAGUCUAAGCAUUCACCAACCAAACAUCGACAACCCAACCAACUCCGUACUCCUCAAAAACCGUGG
Molecule: messenger RNA, 430 nt
Organism: Saitoella complicata NRRL Y-17804
Lineage: Eukaryota; Fungi; Ascomycota; Saitoellomycetes; Saitoellales; Saitoellaceae
Exons: 1
Coding region: 1-285 (94 amino acids)
Source: RefSeq, a predicted model, not a curated record